CGAGAGAGCGAAGGAAGGAGAGAGAGAAGCUAAACAGGUGGUCUGAAAACACACAGAAAACAAUGUCGGCCGGCGGGGAGAAGCGGAAAGCGCUGUAGUCCCGCUUCUGGAGAGGAAUACCGGGACAACCGCGGAGCCGAACAAACACAAACCCAUGCUCCUGUUUUAUUUUCACACGGAUUUCUCCUCCUCCUCCUCCUGUCCUCGGUUUGAAUCUGGGCAAGACCUCGGAUACUGAACCAUGAAAGUCACGGUGUGUUUUGGCAGGACCCGGGUGGUGGUGCCGUGCGGGGAUGGAAAUAUUAAAGUCCACACACUGAUCCAGCAGGCUGUCAUGAGAUACAAGAAGGCCAUCGCCAAGGACGCCAGCUACUGGCUGCAGGUCCACCGGCUGGAGCACGGCGACGGCGGCAUCCUCGACCUGGAUGACGUGCUCUGCGACGUGGCCGACGAUAAGGACAGGUUGAUAGCAGUGUACGACGAGCAGGAGCCCCAUCAUGGAGGCGACGGUACCAGCGCCAGCUCCACGGGGACCCAGAGCCCCGACCUGUUUGCCGCAGACCUCAGCGCUGGAAGCGGAGCCUCGGCCUUCCAACCCUACCAGGGCGCCAGCGAGAUCGAGGUCACGCCCUCAGCCCUGCGCACCAAUAUGCCCCUCCACGUCCGGCGCAGCAGCGACCCCGCCCUGCUGACCAUCAAUGGGCCGUUCAGCGGCGGCGAGUCUCGGGUCCAAACGGAAGAGCCGCCAUCAAGGAAGAACCCAACCCGCUGGUCCACCACCGCCGGCUUCCUGAAAGCUCGCCACUCCUCUGGCACCAACAGCCUCGAGAGGAAGGGUAAAGGCAUGGACACGUACCGCAGUCUGCCGCGGGAUGCAGGGACGUGGGCCAAUCAGAGAGAGUUUCAGAGAGAGACGGCCCGCUCAUCACUAAGCGCCAAUCACCCCAUGGUGGACCGCUGGCUGGAGAGACAGGAACAGGACGAAGAGGCCAGAGAAGAAGAAAACGGCAGGAUCGACCCGGUUGGUCGAGCUGACUCCUGCAUGGACCACACCCCUGUGAGGUCACUAGAAGACAUAGUCAAACUGGUGGAGGUGUCAAACGAUGGUGGGCCCCUGGGAAUCCACGUGGUGCCUUUCAGUGGCAGGGACCGCAGGACUCUUGGCCUGUUGGUCAAGCGCCUGGAGAGGGGAGGCAAGGCCGAGCAGCAAGGCCUCUUCCAGGAGAACGACUGCAUCGUCCGUAUCAAUAACGGCGACCUGCGAAACAUUCGCUUUGAACAAGCCCAGAACAUGUUCCGUCAGGCCAUGCGCUCCCCUGUCAUCAUGUUCCACGUGGUGCCAUCGUCCAUGAAGGCCCACUACGAGCAGCUGUCCCACGCCGAGAGGAACCCGGCGUACGCCUCGGGCCGUUUCAGCCCCGACUCUCUGACCGGCAGCACCGUCUCCGGCAUCGACCACACCCCGCAGAGGAUGUCCCGACACGGUUCCCAGAGCCACGCCCACUCCCACCCGCAUCCCCAUUCCCAUCCGCACCCAGACCAGAGUGACGGCUAUCCGCCUCUGACCCACCCGGCGGUCUCUGCGGCCAAGCCUCCCACAGGACACGCCCACUCGCCUCAGAGGGGGCUGAACUCCACGCCAACAGCAGGAUUUACCAAAAAGGUCGGGAGGAGGCUCAACAUCCAGCUGAAGAAAGGUCCCGAGGGUCUCGGCUUCAGCAUAACAUCGCGGGACGUUCCCAUCGGCGGCUCGGCACCCAUCUACGUGAAGAACAUUCUGCCUCGGGGAGCUGCCAUCCAAGAUGGCCGCCUCAAGGCAGGAGACAGGUUGCUGGAGGUGAAUGGAGUGGACCUGAAUGGGCGGACCCAGGAGGAGGUGGUGUCUCUGCUCAGGGCGACACCCAUGGGCGGGGCCGUGGGGCUGCUGGUUCUACGCCAGGAGGACACGUUCCUCCCCCGAGAAGUGAACGCUGAGCCCCAGAUGCAAUGCCCCAGAGACUUGCAUCCAAGGCAGCCGGUGACAGCCGGGAAACCCCAUUGGCUGAUUGAGAAGACGGAGGAGGACGACUUGGUCCUGACCCCAGACGGGACCAGAGAGUUCCUGACCUUUGAGAUCCCGCUCAGCGACUCGGGUUCAGCCGGGUUGGGUGUCAGCGUCAAAGGCAAUCGCUCCAAGGAGAACCACGCUGACCUGGGCAUCUUCGUCAAAUCCAUCAUUAACGGAGGGGCGGCCUGCAAGGACGGGCGGCUUCGAGUCAACGACCAGUUGAUCGCCGUCAAUGGAGAGUCGCUGCUGGGCAAAACCAACCAGGACGCCAUGGAGACGCUACGCAAGUCCAUGUCAACAGAAGGCAACAAACGUGGGAUGAUCCAGCUCAUCGUGGCCAGACGAGUGGCCAAAAGAAACGAGGAGGCGCCAGGAAGUCCGCUGGGAUCUCAGACGAUGAACACCUCUCUGGACGACCACGAGCGCCGAAUCUCCCACUCCCUGUACGGUGGCCUGGAGGGCCUGGAUGACAACUUGAUGCCACGACAAGGCAUGAUGCCUCGCACAAUCGGAAACUAUCAGCUCUCGCCGACGGUCAACAUGCCGCAGGACGACACUGUGAUCAUAGAGGACGACCGGCCGCCGCUCCUCCCGCCACACCUCUCUGACCAGUCGUCGUCCAGCUCCCACGACGACGUGGCCUUCGCCGCUGACGUGACGCCGCCGUGGGCCAAAGAGCUGCCCAAUCAGAAUGACAACCCCCUGAGUCCAGAUGAAAACGAUCCAGACGCCGCUUUCCAAAGGGAGGGCUUCGGACGCCAGAGCAUGUCGGAGAAACGCACCAAGCAGUUUGGAGACGCUUCUCAGCUCGAGAUCAUCAAGACACGCAAGUCCAAGAGCAUGGAUCUAGUAGCCGACGAGAUUAACCUCACCCCUCGUCCUGAGAUCAACACAGGCUCUUCCACAAAGGAUGUCGGACCAUCGCUGGGCUUAAAGAAGUCCAGCUCUCUCGAGAGCCUCCAGACAGCUGUUGCCGAGGUAACCCUCAACGGGGACCUCCCCUUCCACAGGCCACGCCCCCGUAUAAUCAGGGGGCGGGGCUGCAACGAGAGCUUCAGAGCGGCCAUCGACAAAUCCUACGACCGACCGGCUGCGACGGAGGAAGAGGAUGAGGGCAUGGAGACAUUGGAGGAGGACACAGAGGAGAGUUCACGAUCAGGGAGAGACUCGGUGUCCACGAUGGCCGACCAGACCCCGCUGUCCGGCUCCGAGAAACCGCUGGUCAACGGCACCAAUCGCACCAAAGAGGAGAAGAAGAAAGACAAAGACAAAGACAAGGGAGGGAAGGAGAAGAAGAAGCAGGACGGUGGGAAGGAGAAAGAAAAAGGAAAAGCCAAGAAGGGCAUGCUGAAAGGACUCGGGGACAUGUUCAGGUUUGGGAAACACCGUAAGGACGAGCGGCCGGGGGAGAAGAUGGAUCGUAAAGGCUCCAGCAAGUGGAGGCCAGAGGAGACGCAGGUUUCAGAGGAGGAGACGAUGAAGAUGAGGAUGGAGCAGGAGAGGAUCCAAGCCAAGACCAGGGAGCUGAGGGAGCGCCAGGCCAGGGAACGGGACUACGCCGAAAUCCUGGACAUAAGCCGCACGGUGGAGAGGGCGUCUGAGGAGGAGCACCCGUACGCAGGUAUCAACCCCCUGAACAGCUCUGUGGACAGCGGGCACAGCCGGCCCCACAGCCCCCGCGAUGAUUACCCCCACAUCCACCCGCAUCACCAGCACCAGCACUCAGAUUCCCUCUACACCCAAGUCAGCAAAGCCCGCAACGACCGGCCUCCGUCUGCAGACAGUAACCGACUAGCCCCUAGCAACCACGACCGGAUACAGAGGCUGAGGCAGGAGUUCCAGCAGUCCCAGAGCGUCCCGGACGACCCGGACGACCGCAGGAGGACCUACAGCUUCGAGCAGCCCUGGUCUAACACCAGCAGCAACGGUCCGGGCGGGUACAGCCAGCCGGGUCGCCACUCCGUGUCGGUCGAGGUUCAGAUGCAAAGGCAGAGACAGGAGGAGAGAGACUCGUUCGCCCAGGCGCAGCGACAGUACAGCUCCCUGCCACGGCAGCCCAGGAAGAACCCCAGCUCCAUCUCCCAGGACUCGUGGGAUAAGGCGUACCCACCUGGAGAGGGCUUCCAGACAGCAAAGGACAACCCCAGGUACUCCAGCUACCAGGGCUCCAGGAACGGCUACCCGGGCGGCGGCGGCGUCAACGCCCGAGUCCUUCUGGAGGCCCAGGAGCUCCUGAGGCAAGAGCAGAGGCGCCGAGAGCAAGAAGCCAAAGGGAAGUUAAUGCAGGAGAGCACCGGUAACAGCAGCUAUGAGGGGUACUCAACAGCGCACCUGAAGGACCCAGCAUCCCCCAAGGGUCCGUAUCGCCAAGAUGUGCCACCGUCGCCUUCGCAGUUAGCGAGGCUUAAUAGAUUGGGGUCAGAGAAAGGAAGACUUUUUUAUUCCUGAGGAGUAUUGUUGACUGAUGGAUGAAGAGCUCAUCAGAGAACUUGUGGAUCAGGAGCUGAAGGGGGGUUACCUUCAAGAAACCGCAAAAAGUGGACGCUACAAAUCUUGACAAAGGGACAACCUAAGGGUCUUCUAGCUUAGCGAUGAUCUUAGAGGUAAACAGUUGUGCUGUAUACUCAGUAUGUGGGUGUUUGUGUUCAGUCCCUCGCUGUGCUGAUGACCUAUACCAGUAGUCAGUCCCUCCUACAGACAUGAGAUGCUCAGUGCCUUCUCCACAUUCACGAACACCACAGUCGUCCAGGACUCUGAUUCAUCGAGAUCUGGCACCGUCACGUACUGACAAUCAAAUGGGCAGACAGGCGAGCGAGUGGGCGUUCUCUUGAGCCCGCGGGGAGGCGUCAGAUUCUGUGUGUGGGUUUGUGUGUGGGCAUGUGACAAGGUACACGUUUCGCCAUCGGCCGUGUGCGACGCGGAUUUACAAAGCGUCCCGCGGACGACUCUCCCCAUCGGUCACGAACCGCUUCACUACAGUUAACACCCGACCCCGACCGAUGCUGCCGGCGUUCCUCAGCAUCCUUUUUUUUCCUCUCCUUCCAACGUUUUCUCCUCAGCAAUCGAGCUCUCUCACUUGAGUCCUCCCCGGGGAGCCGCAAAAACAAGGCAAAGUGUAUGAAAGACGAAGGGCGCAGUGUGUGUGUGUUAUUAAUAAAAAAAAGCACCCCUCAUAAAUGAUUCAUAUCGUGUGUUAUCUCCGUGGAGGAGACCCAGGCAGAGAGGGUAGACAGCUCUGAUCCUCUGCCUGGCCCCCCUGCACUGCUCUGGGCUUGUUUCCCCGGCCCGCUUGCCUGUCUGUCUGGAGCUCUGGCUUCCAUCCUCCUCUCGUUGUUCUCGUCGCCUGUUCAUUACCUUUAAUUCUUCUACCUCAACACCCCCACCUUUGUCCUCCUCUCCUCCUCGCUCAUCUCCCACCUUCCUCUCAUCUCACCCCUCCCCUUCCUCUUACUCUUCCUCCUGCUACCCACUACCACCCUCCUCCUCCUCCUCCUCCUCCUCCUCGUCUCCCGAGUCAGGCUCUGCACUGAAUUUUUCAUCACAAGCCACCUGCUGCCUGCCAGAGCCAAAUAACGCUGCCACCAAAGGCACCGACAGAGGGCCCGGCUUCUGACAUAGAGAGAGGAAUAAAAGAAAAAAAAGCAGCCAGAAUAAAGAUGGUUAGAGAGACAAUGAGCCUCCCAGUGAGAGAUUAACUGGAGCUUUUCUCCCAUUUUUAACAAAAGGAAAAAUUGUCGUCAAGAGUUAAUUACUUUCAAUUUGCCGUAAUUGCUUUCUCUAUUUUUACCUUUUUAAGCUGACACUCCAGAAUUUUUGGAAACUGCUUUUUUGAACUGCUCUCUUCCAAAGAAAUACUUUAAAUGGCAACUUUUCAUAGUGUGACCAGUGAAGGCCCGGUUAGACCAGAAAGCAGAACAAAAUAAGCAGUGCAAGAAAAUUGGUGACAUACACAGAGGCCUGGCUAGCCUGCCAGAACGGGCUAACGUUUACCAUCUACUCCAGUCUUAAUGCCUCUUUUAUGGAGCAGUUUAUACUCUAAAUGAGCAGAUGGUGUAACUCGGCUAGUUAGCUCUGUUAGCUCUGUUAGCUUCCUCCAUUCUCGCCUCCGUGGCUUCACGUCUCCUCAAAGGGCGGCGCUGUCAAGGCAGGUCGCUGUCGGACAAAAGCGAGAAUCCGUGGGCCAAACGUGAAGUUUGAUGAAAGGGUCUCAUGCAGUUUUGCUUUGCCCCUGCCAGCAAAUCGUGGCUCAUUCCAUUAAAAUUUAAUUUGCUGAUGUGUUGAAUGCUGGUGUGACUGGGCCUUAAGCAGGACACAGUUUUUGGUGAGAGAUGAGAUUGCUUUUAAAUUCAUUUUUUUUCAAUGCUGUGAGGACCACAAAUGAAAUUGCAUUUACUGCCAGUGUAGUAGGGUGGCUUAGGGAAAUCUCCAAAACCUGAACAAAUUUAAACCAAAACUAGAUGCAAAUACAAAAAAAAUAUCUAAAUACUGUAUCUACUGUAGGAGAUCGCUGCUGACAAAGAAGGUUUUUGUCAUUUGGUUGGGUCAGACUCUGUAAACCAGUGGCGUUUUGAUUGGGAAUCAGUCUAGCCCAGUGGCUUGUUCCAUUAUGACCUGAGAGUAUUUUCAUUCCAAUCAAACUCUGCAGCCGCUGAUUAGCAUUUUUUUCACCCAGAGAGGAGGAAGCAAUCAGUGGAACCAGCUGCUGGAGUUGUAGGUCUGAGAGAAGACCUUGGACGUUGAUGACACAUGCUUAAAUCGCUGCCACAGCCCACCAGCCCACUAAUAUAAUUAUUGCAGUAGGAGGCAACCGAUCCUCUCAGUCUGAACCCACCCUUCUUUGACAUCGCUAAUGUUUGCGACGUGAUUGUCUCUGCCAGCGAGUGAACAAAUGAGAUCGAGCUGGGGUCGAACUUUAAACAAAAGGGAAGUACAAAAAAAAAAAAAAGUUGCUAUGAUCAAGCUGUGGAAAACAAACAGGCGGUACGUAAUUGCCCUUCACUCCUACACAUCCUCCAUAUGCAGAGUGAAGCUGCAUGACAUACAUUAUCUCCCGCUGGUUAAUGAAGACGCUUGCUGGGAAAGAUUCAGGCUUAGUAGAGGCAAUAAACAAGGAACUGAAAUAAUAAGAAGAUGAAGAAAACGGGACUUUUCAAUGGCAUUAUUCCAGUGUGUAAACCUGUAUUUUAACCUGAGGAAAGUUCACAAUACUGCUCUGAUUUAAGCUAACUAAAAUGUCCCGUCUGCAUUAUGUAUGUACGUUGGGUGCAGCAGCACAAACACACUACGCUUGCCAGUGUGUUGUUGAAUCCACACAACAAUGGAGCUCUGAAUGGUUGUUUUUAGUAAAAGGUGUCUGGUUGUAGCGGCCAGCACUUCCUGCUGUGAACACUCGUGCGUCUGCACAUUUAGAAGGACGUAUCUGACCUGUCGCGGACGUCGCCGUUCAGCUGUCUGCGUGCAGGAUCUCAUAUCGAUAAGUGCCUGAGAUGACGUCGUGAUAUUUUACACAAAUAGGGAAACGAUGCGAUUUGUUUGCCAGCGACACCACAGCACACAAUCCGCGGUGUGUUUUUGGAACGUUUUUAUCGUAUUAAAAUGUGUCAUAUUCGGGGUACUCCUUCCUGACCCUUUUUUAAAAGUUUAUUUACAAGAGCCAACACUCACGAGCGGUUAUCAGUGUAUUUGUAUCCUGUUUUGACGUUGCCUUCAACCAUGCUGUACCAUGACGUGUUUUAAAGUAUAAAAAGAAAUGGAAGCUGAUGUGCAAUUGUUUUGUUUUUGUUGUUGUUGUUUUUUUCCAGAAAACUUUUACAUGAUAUAUUAAGAAAUGUAUACGGCCACUUUUCCUGUACAUAUCAAAUUUAGAAUAAAACGGAAGGCUGUUUCAUCCGGUGUA
This is a messenger RNA of Chelmon rostratus (copperband butterflyfish), 7943 nucleotides long. RefSeq names its product partitioning defective 3 homolog. Gene Ontology annotation, cellular component: apical plasma membrane; adherens junction; apical junction complex. The coding region runs from base 242 to 4495 and encodes 1417 amino acids. Gene Ontology annotation, biological process: establishment of centrosome localization; cell adhesion; establishment or maintenance of epithelial cell apical/basal polarity. The record is from RefSeq and is a predicted model, not a curated record. NCBI's taxonomy places the organism in Eukaryota, Metazoa, Chordata, Actinopteri, Chaetodontiformes, Chaetodontidae. Gene Ontology annotation, molecular function: protein binding; phosphatidylinositol binding. The transcript is spliced from 26 exons.